GGCAGGAAGCCAAAGUCCAAAAUCCCAGGGACUGAUCAGGAGAUCAAAAAAUACAAAAACAGAAGCUCAAAAACUGAGCACGGACACGGGCAAAACUCUGGGGAGGACAGACCAACAUUAACACAAAACAACGCUGACAAACAACAAUGGACCGACAAGAACAAUGAGACAAGGAGAGGCUUUAUACACCGGGGCUGGAGUGAUAGGAGACGAGGAGCAGGUGUGUGGAGAACUGGCACAGGUGAAAUCACUAAUGAGGAGAGGAGCAGAGCAGGACACCAGACCUGACUGGGAAGGACAAACAAACACACACACACACACACACACACACACACACACACACACACACACACACACACACACACACACACACACACACACACACACACACACACACACACACACACUGACACACACAUAAACUCACACAUAAACUCACACACACAUAUAUUGAGCUGAGGAACAAGAGGCUGGAGCUACAACUAGAGGGGCUGAGGAUGACUGGAUGACACAAGACCUGGGAGGAAUUAUUUUAAAGGGCUACAACUUAAGACACAUAACAGAGAUGCAGACAAAGGACACAUGAGGGCGCUUAGAGAACACAAAAGGGAAUCUAGAGAGGGAUGGAGAAACAUUAGGAGACACAUGGGGAAAGACGCAGAUGCAGACCAUGACAAAUUUGUGUACAGAUAAAUAAUAGAGACAUGAUCUGAACCAUGUCCUAGAUUAGAUAAAUAAAGAAAGAAAUAGAGAAAUUAUCCGACAUCACGUAGUUUAACUGUUAAAACGAGGCACUCAAAAUGUUAUUUCACAAAAUUUGAGCUACAAUGAUUGGGAUGGGGAUAAAUAUUUGGUGAAUAUCUGGGGAAAAUACACGAACGACUUUUACUAGUUGAGAUGCGUCACUAAUUUGAGGCGUGUCUCUUACCAAAAGCUUCCUAUAAAUACAGUUCUGUGAUCUUCGAUGCUGAACACUGUCCUGCAGCCACUUGUUGCACAGCUCAGUCAAAGAGGUCUCAUCUCUGAAAAUGCAAGCUGAGGAGUUCAACCGCAGAGGAAAGGAGAUGGUGGACUACAUCACUCGUUACCUGAACUCCAUCAGGGAGAGGAGGGUUAUUCCAGAUGUGAAACCGGGUUACAUGACAGAACUUCUUCCUGACGCUGCACCUACAGAACCGGAGGACUGGGAGAAUAUCUUCAACGACAUUGAGAGAGUCAUCAUGCCAGGAGUUGUUCACUGGCAGAGCCCUCACAUGCACGCCUACUUCCCCUGUCUGACUUCAUGGCCCUCCAUGCUGGGGGACAUGCUGGCCAAUGCCAUCAACUGUCUAGGAUUUACUUGGGCAUCCAGCCCAGCCUGCACAGAACUGGAAAUGAAUGUGAUGGACUGGUUGUGUAAAGCACUGGGUCUCCCCUGUUUCUUCAUGCAUCGCCAUCCGCACAGCCGAGGCGGAGGUUUGCUGCAGAGCACAGUCAGUGAGAGCACACUGGUCGCUCUCCUAGCAGCCAGGAAAGACAAAAUCCUGCAGCUGCGAUCCGAACUGGAUCAGGACAUUGACGACUCAGUUCUCAAUUCCAGACUGAUAGGCUACGCCUCUGAUCAGGCUCAUUCCUCGGUAGAAAAGGCCGGUCUGAUCUCUCUGGUGAAGAUCAGGUUUCUGCCCACUGAUGAGACGCUGUCUCUGAGGGGAGACGCCUUGAAACAGGCCAUUGAAGAGGACAGGGGGAGGGGCCUUGUCCCUUUUAUGCUGUGUGCGACUCUGGGAACAACAGGCGUGUGUGCAUUCGACAAGCUGUCUGAACUGGGACCAGUCUGUGAAGAAGAGGGCCUCUGGCUCCACGUCGACGCUGCGUACGCCGGCUCAGCCUACUUAUGCCCUGAACUACGCUGGUCCCUGCAGGGCAUUGAAUUUGCACAAUCCUUUGUUUUUAACUCUUCAAAGUGGAUGAUGGUUCACUCUGACUGCGCAGCUUUCUGGGUAAAAGACAAAUUUAAGCUGCAGCAGACCUUCAGUGUUGACCCUGUUUACCUCAGACAUGAAAACUCAAAAGCAACCACAGACUUCAUGCACUGGCAAAUUCCUCUCAGCCGGCGGUUUCGAUCUCUGAAGCUAUGGUUUGUCCUGCGCUCGUUUGGGCUGACGAACCUGCAGGCUCACAUCAGACAUGGGAUUGAGAUGGCAAACCUCUUGGAAUCUCACAUAAGGAGUGACCCAAAUUUUGAGGUUCCUGCUGAGAGGCACCUUGGACUGGUGGUCUUUUGUCUGAAAGCAGGAAACAGUUUUACCGAGGAGCUGCUGAGAAGAUUGACCCAUUCUGGGACCAUGUACCUGAUUCUUGCAGAAAUCCACAGAAAACGCAUCAUCAGAUAUUCAGUGACUUCCCAGUUCACGACUGCGGAUGACAUUCUGAAGGACUGGGAAGUCAUUUCUAAAACAGCUUCAGCUCUUCUUGCUGAGAUGCAGGCUUCGAAUAACCCGCCAGGACUAGGUGAGGACAGGGUGAAAGGAAAGGAGGAGAAUGAAGACCCUAAUUCAGACGACACUUCUGAGGAGAAGGACGAUGUGGUCACCCAGCUGGAGAAAGCUCAAGUGGAGCUAUGGAUUGACAAAGAUUGGAAUCGACCAAGAAGACAGAUGCGCUCCCUUAGCUGCAGCAGCGAGCCUCUAUCUCACACCUGCGUCGGCCCACUGUUUGGCCACGACUGUGAAAUAAGACCCAGUGUAAAAGAAGCUACAGGUGGCCCAACAGAACCUGGGUCAGUGUUAAACAUGAACAAAGUGCAUUCCAGUCCCACUCUUCUGGGCACACAGGACCUAAGAAAGUUAACAAAGUUCUACAGCGUGCCCAGUUUCUGCAACCAGUGGGUCCAGUGUGGCCGGCACCAGCUGUGCUGCCCUCUGAAGGUUUCACAGGGACCUCAGAAACACUUGUACUCCAGCUGCAGGUGGAUGAACUGCAUACCUGCUUCUCCUUCAGCCAGUAAAGCUCCCUCUACCCCUCCACUGGAAACCAGCACCACAGCUCAACUCCUGUAA
Messenger RNA from Nothobranchius furzeri (turquoise killifish), 3038 nucleotides. The record is from RefSeq and is a predicted model, not a curated record. NCBI's taxonomy places the organism in Eukaryota, Metazoa, Chordata, Actinopteri, Cyprinodontiformes, Nothobranchiidae.